UUUGGGAAAGUUCUAUUUGAGAUCAUUAUGGCAAUCGGGGAACGAUGUCAGGUUAUGUUUGGACUACAUUAAACCGGAGAAUGUUGUAGUUUAUACAUUUAUUUUUCAACGUAUUUGUAACUACAUAUGCGACCCUGAAGAUUUUGGACUUUGGCGUUACCGUUCGCAUAGAACUUAAUCAUUCAUAGAUGGGUAGCAAACUUGGCACCGUGUUCGAGAAUGAAACUUUCAACUCCAAAAAUGGUCCAUGUGCUGUAUUUGAUAUAUUGCCAUUUAGUUCCGGUCAGAGACUAGUAGCUUUCAGAGGUAUUAUAACACAGGCACUAGCAGAAGGUCACGUGAUUAAAGUUUUCAGAGAGAAAACCGCAAAUGACUGGCACUCAUCGUAUCGACGCUGUUUACACUACAUUGAAAGUAAAGAAAUCGUCCAAAUGUACUUGCGGAAAAACAGAAGAAAAAUGAUAACUUUUCUAGAUCUUUUUUCGGCGGAAAUGGACCAGAUAUCACUGUUUUCCCGACGCAUCCGUUCUAGCGACAAACGUCAUAAACGCCGUCUGCGCGAUGAUGAUGUGGUAGUAUUCGAAAAAUAUCUCGGGAAAAACUUCGAAACUUUCAUCGAACGCGACGGAACGGUGAACACAAACUGUCGUGGUAAACUGCAGGAGUUCGUCCAUUUCGUUUACAACGAGUCGAAAGGGCAAGAAAUUGUGACGGGACUGAAGGGAGUGGCAUUAAAUCAAGGUAAAAAGUUCAAACUUACAUCACCGUCCAUGAAUUCUGUGGGGAUGAAAUAUGGACCAGACGAUAUCGGGGAGAGGGCGAUAUUGAACUUCUUUGCAACUCAUGAAUGUACGAACCUUUGUUCCCAGUGGCCAAAACCAGUGAUUCAAAACCCAUUCCUUGUAUCAGUUGAUCCGGACAUCCCUUCGAGACUUAGCGAUUUUAUGGAAUCGUUGUCGUCACAAAUAGACGCGCAGCAGUUUUACCUGAGUACUCCGCCAUAUUCCAGUGGCGUCAGCACAGCCGUGGUGCAUGGUGGGACAUGUACAGAUAAAAGGACUCAAAUAAACGACACACCGCCCCCGUAUCAGUCACAAUGGAGACUUGAUUUCGAGGACUGUACAACAGAUUAUAUACCGCCAGAACCAUCAGCGCCCCCUCUUUAUGAUUUAACUACCUGACAUUAAAAAAUGGACGUCAUCCCUGAUUUUUAAAAUACUUAAAUUACUGGUCUACGACACAGUGAUGCAUCGCAAAAAUAAUCAUGCGUUUUACCUACUAGUGCAAUAUAACAUGAUGUUGUCAGUCGAAACAAGCUAAUCUUAAAAAUGUAGAGGAGUAUACGUAACGAAUGCAGUGGUGACUCAACUAUGUGUUUUGUCUCGUGUACUGGGACACGUGAUUAAUGAAGACAUGUGAACCCGUUGGUAAUACUCUGCAAUAACUGAUAACAAACUGACAUGGUUACGAAAUAUAAACUUUCGUUUUACGCAUAUAAACUGCACAUCUCAUAGCUGAAUGCCUGUGUGGUUAGGUGUGUAGCUGGAAAAUAUACGCAGUUUUUAGAUGACUGAAAUGAAAGCUGUCAGACAUAAAUAAAGAACUGGCUCAAUUUACGUGUUAAUUAUUUAUUCGUGACCAAGCUAUACGGCAACAUUCUUUAUACAUGCUUAUCAGA
Messenger RNA from Mizuhopecten yessoensis (Yesso scallop), 1678 nucleotides. Its product is annotated as alpha-protein kinase 1-like. The transcript is spliced from 2 exons. Lineage: Eukaryota; Metazoa; Mollusca; Bivalvia; Pectinida; Pectinidae. Gene Ontology annotation, molecular function: ATP binding; protein serine/threonine kinase activity. The coding region runs from base 189 to 1181 and encodes 330 amino acids. The record is from RefSeq and is a predicted model, not a curated record. Gene Ontology annotation, biological process: protein phosphorylation.